Molecule: messenger RNA, 6226 nt
Organism: Ceratotherium simum simum (southern white rhinoceros)
Lineage: Eukaryota; Metazoa; Chordata; Mammalia; Perissodactyla; Rhinocerotidae
Source: RefSeq, a predicted model, not a curated record
UGUGCACCUCUCUCUUCCAAUGUCCAUGCAGCCCCCGCAGGGGGCCCUGAGCCCAGGAAUCCUUCAGAGUAUUGGUACUAAGCAUAUACCUAGUUGGGGGCCCUACUCUUCAGUCCUCUGAACCUGGAGACAAAGGGACUGAGGAAAGUACCAAGAGCACCCCUCACCUUCCCCACCCUGUCUCCCAUGCACACUCGUGCACACACACACACACUGCACUAGGGCAGAAGCACACAGGCGGGGACAGACCUGCAGGUAGAACCCCGUUCAGAUGUGCUCUCAUUGGGACAAGUGCACACCCAGGUGGGCACACGAAGGUGCACAUAUACACCCGCCCCCCAGGACAGGGCUCCUGGAAAGGCACGUGUACCCUAAUCUUGUUUGUGUAUGCUGUGUGCUGUCUCCUAGCCCACCUACCUAUCUGCACUUCCAGAUCUUUCUCUGACUCCACACCAGGUCCAAGGCCUGCUGCCUGUUACUGUGCUCUGCCUUUCCACUCUUGUCUCCCUUCCCCUUGGCCAGCUUCCAGGUCAGGCCUGGGGAAUUGAGGGAAUAAGUCAGGAUCUCAGCAGGAGGGCGUGUGCGGGGAGGAGUGGGAAAGCACAGGCCACCACCAGAAAUCCAGCUCAGUCCUCGUCUAUUAAGAGACUGCUCGGUGCCAGCACCCUGGUAGGCAAGGGGAUGCAAAGAGAAUGAGGCCUGCCCUCAGGAGCACCCAGUCUAGUGGGGUGCCAGACAUGUAAACAACUCACCGGGGUGACCAAGGGACAGAACGUUCCAAGUCCUUUAACAGGCCCCGGGAAAGCACCAAAAAUCAUUUUGUCUUGACAAAUGGCUGGGCUGCAAACGUCUUCCUCCCUACCCCCCCUACCCCUGUCCCACAUCCCCUCCCCCCAGCCACAUGCCUCUGCCCUUCUGGAUAUCUCUUCCUGGACAGCUUUCUGCUCACGGGCGCCCAGCCCCCUGCCUCCCGUCUUAAAACAGGAGAAGGAUGUUAGGGUGCAGGAGGGAGACUCACAGGGGGCCUGGGGUCCAGAAAGUGGGGGAAAGAGACAGGGAUUGAGGUUUCCUUCCAAAGGAGGUACGAGGCUGGCUGUGAGGGACAGGGAGGUGGACGGGUCAGAGAAGAGUGGCUCUUCCAGAACCCAGGACUGAAAAAAUCUGGAAGUGAGGGCCCCACCUAAGUGGGAAGAUGAUGUCAGUGGGCCCCUCCCUUCUUUCUUGGAACACCUGGAAGGGGUCCGGGCUGGGGACCUGCCUUCGCUGAUGCCUGUCUGUCCUCCUCUGUCUUCCCCAUCCACACCUUCUCCUGUUUCAUUGCCAUCUUUGCAUCUGUCUUUGGACUCUGUUUGUCUGGGUGCCAUCCUAUCCGUCUCUCCUCUGUCACCUGGGCCUCCUCCCUCCAUCUCUGGCUCUGAUCCCUCUCUGUCACUCUCUCUCUGCACUUCCCUGUAUUGGCAUUCUGUUCCCUUUUCCUGUCCUCAUGGCUCACUCUGGAUCACUUCUGUGUUUAUCUCUGGUCCUUGGCUCUCAUCCUGGUCUUACCUUUUCUCUCCACAUCCUUGUCUGUCUCUGCCUGUCCUCCCUGGUGCUGGCAUCUGCCUCUCCAUCCCUGCAUCCAUCUCUGUGCUGGGUCCUGCCACUUCUGUCUCACUCCCCACUCAUCUUGGCCCCUUUCCCUGCCCAUCUGAGCAGCAGCGUCCCAUCCAGCCCUCUUUCACCAAGUCCCUCUGCCGUGAGUCCCACUGGAAGUGCCUGCUGCUCUCACUGCUCAUGUACGGCUGCCUGGGGGCCGUGGCCUGGUGCCACGUCACCACGGUGACCCGCCUCACCUUCAGCAGCGCCUACCAGGGCAACAGCCUCAUGUACCACGACAGCCCCUGCUCCAACGGCUAUGUCUACAUCCCCCUGGCCUUCCUGCUCAUGCUGUACGCCGUCUACCUGGUGGAGUGUUGGCACUGCCAAGCCCGCCAUGAGCUGCAGCACCGUGUUGACGUGAGCAGUGUGCGGGAGCGCGUGGGCCGCAUGCAGCAGGCCACGCCCUGCAUCUGGUGGAAGGCCAUCAGCUACCACUAUGUCCGCCGCACCCGCCAGGUCACCCGAUAUCGCAACGGAGACGCCUACACCACCACCCAGGUCUACCAUGAGCGCGUCAACACGCACGUGGCAGAGGCCGAGUUCGACUACGCGCGCUGCGGCGUCCGCGACGUGUCCAAGGCGCUGGUGGGGUUGGAGGGCGCGCCAGCCACGCGGCUGCGCUUCACCAAGUGCUUCAGCUUCGCCAGCGUGGAGGCCGAGAACGCGUACCUGUGCCAGCGUGCGCGCUUCUUCGCGGAGAACGAGGGCCUGGACGACUACAUGGAGGCGCGCGAGGGCAUGCACCUCAAGAACGUGGACUUCCGCGAGUUCAUGGUGGCCUUCCCGGACCCGGCCAGGCCGCCGUGGUACGCCUGCUCGUCGGCCUUCUGGGCCGCGGCGCUGCUCACGCUGUCGUGGCCGCUGCGCGUGCUGGCCGAGUACCGCACGGCCUACGCGCACUAUCACGUGGAGAAGCUCUUCGGCCUGGAGGGCCCGGGCUCCGCGAGCAGCGCAGGCGGCGGCCUGAGCCCCAGCGACGAGCUGCUGCCGCCGCUCACCCACCGCCUGCCGAGAGUCAACACGGUGGACAGCACGGAGCUCGAGUGGCACAUCCGCUCCAACCAGCAGCUGGUGCCCAGCUACUCGGAGGCGGUGCUCAUGGACCUGGCGGGGCUGGGGGCGCGCUGCGCGGGGGGCGCGGCCGGCGGCUACGCGCCGGCGUGCCGCUACGGCGGGGGGGGGGGCCCGGGCGUGGCGGGCGUGGCCCCAUACCGGCGCAGCUGCGAGCACUGCCAGCGCGCCGUCAGCAGCUCGUCCAUCUUCUCGCGCAGCGCCCUGAGCAUCUGUGCCAGCCCGCGGGCCGGCCCGGGGCCCGGCGGAGGGCCGGGCUGCGCGGGCAGCCGCUUCUCGCUCGGCCGCCUCUACGGCUCGCGGCGCAGCUGCCUGUGGCGCAGCCGGAGCGGGAGCGUCAACGAGGCGAGCUGCCCCACGGAGCAGACGCGGCUGUCGAGCCAGGCCAGCGUGGGGGACGACGAGGACGACGAGGAGGAGGAGGCCGGGCCGCCGCCGCCCUACCACGACGCCCUCUACUUCCCGGUCCUCAUCGUGCACCGGCAGGAGGGGUGUCUGGGCCACAGCCACCGGCCGCUGCACCGCCACGGCUCCUGCGUAGAGACCUCACUGUGACCUCCUGCCCCUGGACGGGUCUGCCGGCCUCCCCCUGCCCCUCGAGGACUGUGCUCCCUGCGUGUAGCAGGGGGAGUCGCCAUGCUGACUGAGGCUGUGCUGGGCACGACGGGGGACGUGGUGGGCGGAGGCAAGGGUGCGCGGGACAGGCCCGGAUAGGGGCGCGAGCCCCGCCUUCCUUGUACACAAAGAGAUAGAUGGAGGAGGGUGGGGUUGGGCAGCCCUGAGAGCAUCCCACCCGGCGGAGUCGUCUCUUCCAGCCCCGCUCCUGCGUUCCUAAGGGGACACCUCCCCUUCCUACAGCACACUUGAAGUUUCCCGUCCAGCCUUUCAACGGAUCUUCUGACUGUUAUGUGGUGACUGUGCGGUGGGACCCACGUUGGGCCUCGUCUCAAGUGAGGGGUCCUCGCUGUGCAGCUGGGGAGGUUUAGAGGCCGUGGGAAGGGAAAUUGGGGCUUUCCUUCCUCCCUGCCUCGCCCCACUGGGCCCUUUCUUUACUGAGAGGGCAGUGGUUUGCUGAACAGCAGGGCUGGCUUCCAACCAGCUAAUGAAUUCAGUGGGUCUGAGGCCGGGGCCAGGUGUCAGCCCGGAUACUCCAUCUCAAAACCGUGGAAAUGUUGCUAUCCUCUUCUUGGCGCUGGCCCCAAAAACCGGGGUUUCCUUUCUGCCACUCCCUCCGCUGUUGUUUAUCUCGCUGGGCCCCGGGAGUCCGGCUUCUGGAGGGAGUGUGCUCACCACACAGACGUCACUCCCCCCCGCCCUUCCCUCCGUCUCCCUGGCUCUGAAGAGCUGUUACCAGCGGGAGACGGGAGUGGGGAGGCAAAAUGUGGAGGGCAGUGUGUCUCACUCAGUCCCUUCUCUAAACUGCAGCCUCUGGGCAGCAGCCUCCUGCUCUGGGUUCUGGGAGGGCACUCCUUUCAGAGAGGCUGAGAUACCACCCAGACAGGACUCGCUAAAGCUGGCCGAGGUGAAUGACUGAGUGGGGAGGGUGGGAAACAGACCUGGGUGACAACGAGGAACACUGGAAACAGGUGGGAGUCAAAGAGGAGAGGGCAGGGAGGGUAGAGUGGAAGGACCUCCAGAGGUGGGGGUGUCUGUGGGGGGCGGCCCUUGCCUCCCCGAGACUAGUGGGGAGGAGUGGAGAGUGGUGGUCCCCACACAUUGCCUCUGCCGGGCAGAGGAUGGUGUCACAAGCAACACCUGGAGGAAUACUCAAUUCCAGUGGCAGGGUCAGAGGCAGGAGUUCUCUCAAUCUUGCCUGACUCCUCUGUCUUCCCCUAUCCUGUGAGCUGAAGCCCUGCUGUGUGUCCCAGGGUCUUCAUAGGGGCAUCCUGCCACCACCCCAGGGCGCUGGCCCCACGUCCUGUUCCUCUAAAGCUCUCAUGCCGCCCUCUCUCCCCCAUGACUCCCACCCUGAUGUACUUCCGCGUGCAUGUCUGUGUAAAACCCUCCUGCCCUCCCAACUCCCCUGGCUAAAGUUUUCCCAGCAGACUUAGCACCCAGGGAUUGAGCUCACAUUUCAAGCUGGAGAGGAUAACCCUUGGGCCCCCAAGAUAUUGUUCAGCCCAGAUGCUUCUCACUUCACCUGAGCCGACAGAGCUCCUCUUCCUUCCCUCAGCCUCUCCCAUCUUCCUCUAGCCUAGCCAGCCUGCAUCUACUGAGGGCGUGGCGUCCACCUAUGCAACAUCUCCUCUGGCUCCUGUGCCCUCCUUCCCGGGGGCACUUGGGAGGCACAGAUUAUGGGGACACCACGGCCUGUGGCCAUCAGGGGUUGAGCUUUACUUUGAUGUGGAGAUAGCUGAGUGGAAGGGAAAGGAGGCCGGAGAAGGGGAGUUUGGGCAGGAGGGAACAGCUGCCUAUGAGGUUUCUGGGCAGCAGUGUCCACCUGCCUGCCAGCACUGAACCCGCCUGGACCCUGAGUCUGUGCUCCUCAGGGGCCUGGCGUUUGGAGCACCCCUCUUUCCUCUGAAUGGACAUCUGUGAGGUACAGGUGGUGAGCUGUGGCCUCAGGCCCCUCUUCUUGGUCAGCUGGCACCUGGAGAUCAUGCCCUUGUGUGAGGGCAGCCUGGCCACCUCAUGGCUCCAAGGAGGGAGGAACUCAGCUUCUCCUCCCUCAGGCCCAUUCCUGGGACAGCCUGAGCUGGGAGGAGGGGAAGGGGGGCACCUAUUAUUAUUUUUGCCUGUAUUGACCAUUUCUGCCUAGGUCUUGUCACACAGACAGCCUCACCUCCCACACACGCACAGACUUAGAGAGAAACCACUUCUUUGGUCUAUUUUCUUGAUAGCUGUAUUGAUUGCCAGGGAAAAAUGAAAACCAGAAAAUUAAUUAAUCUCUAAAAUUAAACUUUACACUGAAUGUUCUUGUUUCUCUAAUUAGAACCUCUGCUAGCAGCUGUGGCUAUGUACAUACACACUCACACCCUCACACCUACACGUUAGCACUCUGGAACUGUCAGAGGGUGUCAGGCACACACAGACUCUAGGUGGCCCGGACAGGCACAUACGUGCAGUCACUCCCAAGCCCCCUUUGGUGCUCUGCUCAGCGCCUGCUCAUUGGAAGGAGUCCCUGGAUAGCAGGCGCCCCUAGGCUGUGGUUGCAGCCCAUGACCCACCCUUUGGAAACAUGGGUUUGGAGGUUCUGGGCUGCUCAGCGCAAGGAGCAUGGAAGAUGGGGCUCCGCGUGAAUCCAUUAGUCAGUCUUCGUGGCCCUAUGGGUUGAUGUGAUUCCUGUGAGUGUGGCCCCAGGGUGGGCAGCUGCAGAGUGACGGGGACUUGUGGAGGGUACCUGGAAAGCUCCAUGUGUCCUGGGGACAAGGGCUUGUGGGGUGGGCUGGGCCUGGCUGGGUAGAAGACAGGUCUCUGUCAAUUGGGUGCAUCACACUGUGGCCUUUCUGUCGUGGAUUUCCAAGCGCAAAGAUUGUACAAAUCAAACUGGUGGAUAAUAAAGUUGCGGAUGACUCAC